Trypanosoma cruzi is the source of this 1260-nucleotide messenger RNA. RefSeq lists its product as uncharacterized. The record is from RefSeq and is a predicted model, not a curated record. Bases 1 to 1260 code for a protein of 419 amino acids. NCBI's taxonomy places the organism in Eukaryota, Euglenozoa, Kinetoplastea, Trypanosomatida, Trypanosomatidae. The transcript has a single exon.
AUGCGGGGAAGUGAAAUGAAGAAACAUUACUCGGACACGGCGGCCAGCGGAACCACCGGUGGGGAGUCCUCCGCCCCAUCGAAGGAGACAUCUGUAGCCAAGAGGUCGCUUCUGCCCGCGUCCCUUAGAACAUGCCCCUACUGUCGUCGUCUGGGUUCCGCUGCGCACAUCAUGCGCUGCGGUCAAGAAAUAGUGAGCUGCCCGGACUGCGGCGUGGGGGUGGAGGCGGCAAAGUUGGGCGCACACGCCGCGUACACGUGCAGCAAGCGUACAAAAAUGACGCCGUGUCUCGGCUGUGGGGCUUCCUUUUCCCCGUUUGACAUGCGAGAGCAUUUGAUGAAUGCAUGUCCAGGCAGUCGUUUUCUCUGUGCGGGCUGCUGUCAGACAUUUCUCACAGCGACGGAGUACGUCACGCAUUUGUACAGCCCCGAUGAGGGCUGUCGUGUAGUCACACCGGAAGCCAAGAGGGGCGAGGAGCUGCCUUUUCCCACUGAGACGAAAGAAGCGAACGGCAAGGCGAGUAGUGGCUGCGGCUCUGCGGGGAAUGAAAUCAUGAUGAAAGUCGGGCAGGGUAAGGCUCCUCUCAUCGUCCAGCCGCCCAUGCAGCUUGGCUGUCCCGUGGGUGCGACUGCCGAGCCGCGCUCUCUGAAUGCGGUGGAGGUGGAGGUGGAGGAACAUGAGUCCAAUUCGAUGAGACAUGCCUCUGAGACGGUGAUGCCAAUGCCACGUCAGAACCUUUCCAAGUUUCUGAGACAACGAGAGGUAUCACCAAAUCGAUGUGGAAAGUCGCUGGACGACGGCAGGAAUUUGCAGGGCGCGCGUCUUUCGCUUGCCGUAGGCACGUCGGGCUACAGCCUCUCCCGGGAUCGUGAGCAUUUGACCUCCAAACAAACCCCCACCUCUGUCCCAGGCGGCCACUUUCAUGCGCGAUCACGCCGGUUUAUGAAGGAGUUGCAGGAUCAACAUGACACAAUGACGAGGGCAAGGCAGAUGUAUUAUCGCACCGUCGUUGCUUCCGCCCCACGACUAGCCACAGCCGAGUUACGUGGAAGGCGCAUCGAAAAAGAAAAGCCUAGGGCUGUUACGCCAAAUACCGCUUUGCAUGCAAUGCAACAUUCCAAAAAGUCCGACGGGCUUUUGCGUCAUGGUAUGGCGCGUGGUAUUAGAGGGGCGUCCGCACAUCAACCGCCAAGACGUCAUGCAUCGUGCCCGCCGGGCCGCAGAUUAUCUACAACGCUCAUGUCUGUGAAGAAAAGCUAA